AUGGACACUCCAGCGCUUCCACCUCCAGAUAACACCCGCGAUCAAGCGGUAUUGGACAAACUCUCUCAGAUUCGAGACCAAUUGGUCUUGUUAAAGACCGAUCGUACAACUUAUCUCCGGAGCCAGGAGGUGAUACCUCUGUAUGACGAAACUCUUCAACAGGUGAAGCAGCUUGAAGAUCUCGGGUUUGUGGAUGGGAAGCCGCAAACGCAGCUCGCACACGUGUUGGACAGCUGCUUUCGCAUCCUCUCCCUAUGUUUCCUCACAAUCGGCCGAAACAACGAAGCGCCCGCCGUAUACGCCCCCACAACGAUCAUCCUGAGACUACUAGACCACCUCGCCGAAAGCGACCUAUACUCCGCUAAAGAUCUGGAAGCCAUGGAAGAGACAUUGAACAAGCUCGCCGUAAAUGUGAGCCGGGACAUGGCAUGUCCCCGGCCCUACGUCACGCUCCUCUCGAGGCGCAUUGAGCUUUGCAGGACCUCUCUUGCGGCGCUUCAGGAGAGGCUCAAGAGGCUGGAAGACCCGCUUCCCGAGAUCUACGAGAGACUCAUUUCUAUUAUCAGGACCAUUUCGAGGGCAAACACUCGGCCGACGGUUUCAACAUCGGAAAUCACAGAAUUGCAGAAGAAGGCGCAGGAAAUUGCAGAUCAGAGGAAAGACGGCAACUUUGUCACCGAGGAUGGGGGAGUCCCCGCGGGUAACGAUAUUGUCAACGACGUCCUGGCUCGCUGUCUUGCUUGGGCCGAGGUGUCCCUUGAAAGGAAGGGAGCUGCUUCUAUCCCUGAUCGAUUCCGAGCGCUGUACGAUAAACUCAUUCGGGUCCGCAAUCAUCUUGAGAAACUCUCCGUUACGCAUGCGUGGGCUCUACGAGAGGCGGAUUUAUAUGAUUACCACCGCACCCUGGAUAGGAUUGACGACAUGCGAGUCAAUGGAAACUGGGUAGAUGAGGAGGGCAAUCCCGCCGAGUCUUACGUCAGAAGAAUGCUACUCUAUCUUAUCAGGAGGUCGUACGGAUUUGUCUUCUCCUUGAUGAUCGCAUCCCAACCAGUUUCGGAGGCUUUACUUCCAGUUUACAACCAGCUAAGGACGCUAAAACGGUGUCUAACGGAAGUCAUGGACAACGGUUCGAUCAGGACCGUCAGAGAGGUUUAUCCGUACAGCAUGAAGCUCAACUCCAUCGACAACAUGCGGGUAGACGGCAAAUUCAUGGUCGGGGACGACAUUCCCGAGGGUCAAGGAAGGGUGACGGAGCUUUUGGAGGACUGCUUCGACCUCUCGCGUGAGCUCAAGCUCGCCGCCGAGGCAGCUGAGGCUCAAGCCUCGAGCACGGAUCUCGAAUCUAGGACAGCCUCGGAGGUAGAGUCUGACGAGGAGGAGCCGGAGGAAGAGGAAGAAGAGGAGGAUGACGAGUCGGGUGGCGCGCCUGUGAUGAAGCCUCACAAUGAGGUGCCGAUUCAUGCGUAG
Messenger RNA from Scedosporium apiospermum, 1467 nucleotides. RefSeq lists its product as uncharacterized. The record is from RefSeq and is a predicted model, not a curated record. Gene Ontology annotation, cellular component: cytoplasm; nucleus. Bases 1 to 1467 code for a protein of 488 amino acids. NCBI's taxonomy places the organism in Eukaryota, Fungi, Ascomycota, Sordariomycetes, Microascales, Microascaceae. The transcript has 6 exons.